AUUUUAAGUUUUUUUCACUUCUACGUAGUAAUAACCAUGGCGUCUUCUGCUCUGAGAGAUGAGCUGGACUGUUCCAUCUGUCUGAUCACUUAUACAGAUCCUGUAAUGCUGAGAUGUGGACACAACUUCUGCCGGGUCUGUAUUGAUCGUGUGCUGGAUACACAGGACCAGUCUGGACUUUAUUCCUGUCCUGAAUGUAGAGAAGAGUUUCAGGAGCGGCCUGAACUCCAAAAGAACAUAACUCUACAUAAAGUAGCAGAACGUCUCCAGGAGGAGGUCAUUGGGAUCUUCUGCACCUACUGUAUUCAUUCUCCUGUCCCUGCUGUGAAGUCCUGUCUGCACUGUGAGGCUUCUCUGUGUGAUAAACAUCUGAGAACUCACAACAAGUCACCAGAUCACGUCCUGACUGAUCCCAGCACUUUACCGGAGAACAGGAAAUACUUCAUCCAUAAGGAACUCUUAAAGUACUAUUGUACCAAGGAGGCCGUCUGUAUCUGUGUGUCCUGCCGUUUGGCCGGAGAACAUCGGGGACACCAGAUGGAGAUGAUGGAUGAGGCCUCUGAGAAGAAGAAGAAGAAGAAACUGAGAAAUCUUCUCCAGAAACUGAUCACAAAGAGAGAGAAGACUGAGGAAAGAGUCCGGAGUCUGGAGGAACGCAGGAGAAAAACUCAAGAAAAAUCAUCUGGAGAAGCGGAGAGAGUCACUGCCCUGUUUAUAGACAUGAGGAGACGGCUGGACGACCUGGAGAAGAAGGUCCUGAGUGAGAUCUCCAGGCAGGAAAAGGAAGAGUCACUGUCACUGUCUGCUCUGAUCCAUCAGCUGGAAAUAAAGAAGGACGAGCUGUCCAGGAAGAUGAGACACAUUGAGGAGCUGUGUAACAUGACGGAUCCACUGACUGUCUUACAGGAACCAGACACAGGUGACUUGUGUGAUCCUGAGGAGGGGGGAGGGGAUGAGGACACAGGGGGACAUGAUAAGGCACAUGAUGUAGAUGAUCUGGAUAUGACUGUGAUCUCAGACACAUUCCGCACAUUAUGUGACAUAAUAUCAGGUAUAAGGAUCUAUGGGGAGGAUCCUGCAGACAUAUUACUGGAUGUAAACACGGCUCAGAAUAAUCUCCUUAUAUCAGACGACUUGAAAACUGCAACAUGGACAGAAAUAACACAGAAUCGUCCAGAAACAGCAGAGAGAUUCCAGAAACAUCCUCAGGUGAUGAGCAGAAGGAGAUUUACCUCAGGACGACAUUACUGGGAUGUGGAGAUCAGUAGAUCAGGAUUGUGGAGGGUGGGGAUGUGUUAUCCCAGUAUAGACAGGAGGGGGCAUCAUUCGUACAUUGGAGAUAACAGCGAGUCCUGGUGUCUAUAUGGAGGGCGGGUUAGCAAUAACCAUUAUUCAGUUAUUCAUGACAUGAGGAAGACCCAGUUACCUCACCAGGUCUCCAGUAAUAGAUUCAGGAUCUGUCUGGAUUAUGGGGCCGGGCAGCUGUCCUUUUAUGAGCUGUGUGACCCCAUCAGACACUUACACACCUUCACCACCACCUUCACCGAGCCCCUUCAUGCUGCAUUAUGGGUAUAUCAUGGUGGCAUGAAGAUAAUGGGAGGGACAGCUUCUAGGAGAAACCAUCAUAAUAGAAGAAAUCUGCCCUGAGACAAGUGAUAUCACCGGGAGCAGAAUCUGAUCAGUCACCCUCCAGCCUAUGGGGGGCAGCAGUGAGAAAAUUUAAAUGUAAUCUAUGUUUGCCUUUGGACCCUACAUCUUCACCGCCAUUUUUCCUUCUGGCUAUGAAUACUCUACCGCUACAAUACAUAAAGUGCAAUAGUCCAGUCCAGAAACCAAUAGUCCAGUCAUGAGUAAUAUUCAGUAUACUGUAAUGCAGUGUUCCUGACCUCGUGGAUCUCU
Messenger RNA from Hyla sarda, 1899 nucleotides. Its product is annotated as E3 ubiquitin/ISG15 ligase TRIM25-like. The record is from RefSeq and is a predicted model, not a curated record. The coding region runs from base 37 to 1647 and encodes 536 amino acids. The transcript is spliced from 2 exons. Gene Ontology annotation, molecular function: protein binding; zinc ion binding. Lineage: Eukaryota; Metazoa; Chordata; Amphibia; Anura; Hylidae.